AUGGCGAUCGCAGGCAUAAUGGAAGAGCCGAAGGAUGCGCUGAACGACGGCAAAGCGCUGGCCAAUCCCACCGAAAAGGACAUCGAAGGCUCGGUGCCUGAGUCCACCCCUGCACCUUCGGAGCUGGAACCGGUGGUGACACUUAAGACGUGGAUCGUUGUUUGCUUCCUGUCCUUCGGGUACGGUCUAUGCUUCUGGCCUGUCCCCACAGCAGCGGCUGUCGGAACUCUCGUGUCGGCUGACUUCGGGCAACCCAAUGCCUACGUGUGGUUCGUCCCAGCCUGGACCAUCUCUGUCACCAUCUCGUUCAUGAUUGGAGGAGCGAACACGGAUCUUCUGGGACGGCGCUGGUUUCUCGUGGGCGGCAAUCUCCUCUGUGUCGUAGGUCAUCUUAUUGCGGGGGCUUCCAAACAAACGGGAAACCCCAACAUGAUCACCGCCGGGAUGGCUUUGGCUGGGUUCGGCGGAGGGUUCUGUCAGAUGGCAGCAUUCGCCCUCCCGGAGCUCCUCCCCAACAAAUGGCGACACAUCGGCAUCAUCAUCGCCGACGGCACCGUCUACAUAACCAUCCUGAUCGCGCCCAUCACCGCACGCUACAGCUACGAGUUCGCCAACUGGGAGUGGAACUUCUACGCCCCCGCCAUCUUCCAAUUCGCCUCCUUCCUCGGCCUCUUCUUCCUCUACUUCCCGCCCGCACACCCAUCCGGCCUGCCCCUCCUCCAAGCCCUCAGAAAAAUCGAUUACAUCGGCAUCCUCCUCUUCACCACCAGCACCGUCCCCAUCCUCACCGGCAUCGUCUGGGCCGGCAUCCACCCCGCGACCUCUCCCCACGUCCUCGCCUCCCUCACCAGCGGCUUCGCCCUCCUCCUCCUCUUCGGCCUCUGGGAAACCUACGGCCAGACCCCUCACCCCCUCGCGCCCACGCGCAUCUUCGCCGCGGGCCGCGGUCGCGACUUCACCGCGCCCGCGCUCGCGCUCAGCAUCACCAACAUGUUCUACUACUCCAGCAGCAUCCUCUGGCCGACGAUGACGACCGUGUUCUAUACGAGUGGCGGCGCCGAUUGGGUCCGCGCGACGGUGCUGACGCUGCCGCAGGGGAUGGCGAUUUGUGGCGGGGCGGCGGGGUUGGCGGCGUUUGGGGCGCGGAUUCAUGGGGUGGGGAUCGGGUGGCGGUGGCAGUUGGUCGCGGCGACGGUGGUGGUGGUGGUGUUUGGGGCGUUGUUGGGGCUGGCGACGCCGACGAAUAUGGGCGUCAUGUGUGCGUUUUUGGUGGUGUCGCAGACGGCGUUUGCGUGGGCGGUGCCGUUGAGUAUCAUGUUGUCGCAGUUGGGGGUGCGGCAUGAGGAUUUGGGGAUCAGUGGGGGGGUGUCUGGGUCGUUGCGGUUUGCGGGGAGUGCAGUCGCGACGACGGUGUAUCAGACCAUCUUCAACAACGAGGUCGCCAAGUGGACGCCGAAGCUCGUGGUGCCCGCCGCGCUGGACGCCGGGCUCGACCAGGCGCGGUCCGCGGAGCUGCUCGCCGUCGUCGGCACGUCGCAGCUCGCGACGGCGUCCUUCUCGCCCGCCGUGGUGGCCGCGGCGUCCGAGGCGCUCAAGUGGGCGUACUGCAAGGGCAUCUUCGUGGUGUCCAUGUCCUCGAUGGGGUUCGGCAUCGUUGCCAUCAUCGCCUGCCUGAUGUGCAAGGACGUCGAGUCCAAGAUGACGAAUACGAUUGAUGUGUAUCUUGAGAAUGACGAGUUUGCCCAUAGGAACAAGGUUCAUUAG
Messenger RNA from Diplodia corticola, 1764 nucleotides. Its product is annotated as mfs general substrate transporter. Lineage: Eukaryota; Fungi; Ascomycota; Dothideomycetes; Botryosphaeriales; Botryosphaeriaceae. Gene Ontology annotation, biological process: transmembrane transport. The record is from RefSeq and is a predicted model, not a curated record. Gene Ontology annotation, molecular function: transmembrane transporter activity. The transcript is spliced from 7 exons. Bases 1 to 1764 code for a protein of 587 amino acids.